Molecule: messenger RNA, 342 nt
Organism: Clunio marinus
Lineage: Eukaryota; Metazoa; Arthropoda; Insecta; Diptera; Chironomidae
Source: the annotation of a GenBank genome assembly
AUGCGCAAAUCUUCUUCUCAACACAAGUCAUCGCGAACUCUUCAGAUCAUUACAUUACUCAUAACGUUAACCAAUUGCAAAGGAAAACAAAUGACUAAGAAUAUCUUAGAACAAGGAAUGCCUUUUAGCUUCAAAAUGAUCAUGUCUGAGUCGUUAACAGUCACUUCUGAUGUCAUUAGUUGGAGAUUCCUAUUGAACGUGAAUCGAAAGGGAUUUAUCUUCUAUCAAGUGAAGGUAGAUGAACAAGAUCCUUCCAUAAAAGUCAUCUCUAUAAAACACUCCGAAGCUAAAGGUAGACGUGAAAAUUGUGGAUCUUCCAUCCUUUGGUUUAGUGUUGAAUAA